UCAAAAUGGCGAACUCUCUGAAUUUUGAGUCACGUAUCUCUUGCAGCCAGUUCGUAUUUUGACUGAAUUAUUCGUCUUUCAACACAAUAAAUAAAUUCUGUUGUGAUUUUAUUGUUUGUUAAUAGAAAUAUAUGUUUACCAAUUUUCGUUCUGGUAGUCAUGUGAUUUGAAACAUUUAUCUAAGCAAAAUGGCGGAUGACGAGGAGAACGCAGAUCGCAAAACCGGACUCUGUCUAGCGAACUUCCUGUUCGGUAACAUCGACGAAUCCGGCGAACUAGAGAACGAUUUCCUCGACAGCGAAUCGAAACGCAGUUUGCGAUCACUGGAGCGGUUUGGUUUGGGAUCGAUCCUGCAAGAUCUGCUUGGCGAAGCUGGCGUGAAGAAUAUCAAGAGAGAAGCGAACGAAGAUGAUGACAAGGAUGACAGUGAUGAUGAAGACGAUGACACUCACGAGAAAGCGGAUGAGGCGAAAGAGAAGACGGGCGAAGAUGAGGAGAAAGAGGAACAUUUCGUUGAUGUAAAAUCGCCCUCAGCUGUUGAUUACUCGGAUAUCAAUGAAUUAGCUGAAGACUGUUACACAGAAGUGGUAGCCAACAGUAAGCCUCCAAAACAAGAGACCGAUGCCACAGAUUACGACGCGGAUGAUGAGGACACAAAUAUUAAGAACGAGGAUGAUCAACUUAUGCCACCUCCUCCUCUUCCUCCGUCCGAUUCGAAAGCGAGUAACGACAAAGAUGCGGCUAAAGAAGAAGAGAAGAGGCGCAAAUUGGAAACACCGUUGGCGGCCAUGUUGCCGUCAAAAUAUGCUGGCGUUGAUGUCCGAGAGAUAUUUCCGGAUUUUCGUGUUGAUAAGGUGUUGAGGUUCUCGCGUCUAUUCGGGCCGGGCAAGCCGAGCAGCCUGCCACAGAUCUGGCGCAGUGUGCGGAAGCGGAGGAAGCGCCGGAAGCACCUAGACAGGCAUCAUCAUCAUCAGUCGGACUCUGGCUCCGACAACGAAUCCUACCGCAACAAGAAGCGCGGUUGGACGUUCAACUUUGCGCCGCCGCCUCCGCCCGAGAUGUGUGCUUCUGAUGAUGAGAAAAAGCUACUGCAACCGCAAGAAGACAAGGUGCAAAACAAGUCGCCGGACAACGGAGAGAACCCGGACAUGGGUCCCAAGGCGGCCGACUGGAGGUUUGGGCCGGCGCAGGUUUGGUAUGAUAUGCUCGAUGUACCUGAGACCGGCGAAGGAUUCAACUACGGUUUCAAACUCAAAGAAAAGACUGAAGACAAUGAAACUCCGAAAGAAGGCUUUCCUGAAGAUGCCUACCUCAUGGUGUCGCAACUGCAUUGGGAGGAUGAUGUAGUAUGGAACGGAGAAGAAAUAAAACAUAAGGUUUUGCAGAAGUUGAACUGUAAGACGAACGCGGCGGGCUGGGUGCCGAGCAGCAGCAAUCGCACGGCGCAGGCGUUCAGUCAGCCGGGCAAGGGAAUGCCUCAGAUUCCAGGCGCCAAUGUCCGUCUGGCCACCAUACAGAUCGCCAAUCCCGCCAACAAGACUAAAAUGAUGAUGAACAAAAACCAGAUGAACCGAGAGGACAACGGUGACGACACGUGGUAUUCGAUAUUCCCGGUGGAGAACGAGGAGCUGGUGUACGGCAUGUGGGAGGACGAGGUGAUCUGGGACGCUGAGAACAUGGCCACCAUUCCCAAGCCCAAGAUACUCACCCUCGAUCCCAACGACGAGAACAUCAUUCUGGGAAUUCCCAACGAUGUGGAUCCCUCGAAGCAGCGCAUCGACUCGGCCACACCAGUCAAGGUCAAGAUCCCGCAUCCGCAUGUGAAGAAGUCGAAGAUUCUGCUGGGCAAGGCGGGUGUCAUCAAUGUGCUGGAAGAGGAUUCGCCGCCCCCUCCACCCAAGUCACCCGAUCGGGAUCCGUUCAAUGUGUCCAAUGAUAGCUACUACCAGGCACGUUCGUCGGACACGUCGCUACGCCUGAAGGUGGGCGGAGGCAACCUGAUCCAGCACUCGACGCCUGUUGUCGAACUGCGAGCGCCCUUCGUGCAGACGUUCAUGGGACCAAUCAGGCUGCGCAACUUCCACCGACCGGCCAUGAAGCGCUACUCGCACGGCGCACUCGCCAGUCCCGGUCCACAUCAAGUCAUGCCGCUGCUCAAGCAUAUCAAGAAGAAGGCCAAGAUACGGGAGCAAGAACGACUGCUGUCUGGUGGUGGAGAUGUGUUCUUCAUGAGGACACCAGAGGAUCUCACUGGUAAAGAUGGCGACAUCGUUCUGGUCGAGUUUGGAGAAGAACAUCCUCCUCUUAUCAACCAGGUUGGAAUGUGCACGAAAGUGAAGAACUAUUACAAGCGGAGAGCGGGCAAGGACGCGGGUCCUCAGGAGUACAAGUAUGGCGAAGUGGCCUAUGCUCACUCGUCCCCGUUUCUCGGCGUCCUGCCGCCGGGUCGCUCCAUACAGGCGCUUGAAAACAACAUGUACCGUGCGCCCAUUUACGAACACAAGAUACCGCAGACUGAUUUCCUUGUCAUCAGGACCAGACAUCAGUAUGCCGUCAGAGAGCUGGACGCUUUGUUUGUGGCGGGACAGUUAUGUCCGCUAUAUGAAGUGCCUGGCCCCAACUCAAAACGGGCCAAUAAUUUCGUGCGGGAUUUCCUUCAAGUGUUCAUUUACCGUUUAUUCUGGAAAAGCACAGAUGUACCUCGCAGAAUCAAGAUGGACGACAUAAGGAAAGCAUUUCCCUCGCAUUCUGAGAGCAGUAUUCGUAAGAGGCUGAAAUUAUGCGCCGAUUUCAAGAGGACAGGCUUGGACUCGAAUUGGUGGGUGAUUAAGCCGGACUUUCGGCUUCCAACUGAGGAAGAGAUUCGUGCCAUGGUGUCACCCGAGCAGUGCUGUGCCUACUUCAGCAUGAUCUCCGCUGAACAAAGGCUCAAGGACGCCGGUUACGGUGAGAAGUUCAUCUUCACGCCGUGCGAGGAUGACGAUGAGGAGAUGCAACUGAAGAUGGACGACGAGGUGAAGGUGGCGCCGUGGAACACGACCCGUGCCUACAUCCAGGCCAUGAAGGGAAAGUGCCUCUUGCAGCUCACUGGCCCGGCCGAUCCCACCGGCUGUGGCGAGGGAUUCUCCUAUGUGCGCAUGCCCAACAAACCCACUCAAAGCAAAGAAGAACAAGAAGCGCAGCCUAAGCGGACGGUGACUGGAACAGAUGCUGAUCUCAGGCGGUUGUCUCUCAACAAUGCCAAAGCUCUGCUCAGGAAAUUUGGAGUGCCUGAGGAAGAGAUUAAAAAACUUUCUCGAUGGGAAGUGAUAGACGUAGUACGAACACUUUCGACAGAGAAGGCCAAGGCUGGUGAGGAAGGAAUGACAAAGUUUUCAAGAGGGAAUCGGUUCUCAAUCGCCGAACAUCAAGAAAGAUAUAAGGAAGAAUGCCAGCGGAUAUUCGAUUUACAAAAUCGGGUGCUUGCAUCAUGCGAAGUGCUUUCUACAGAUGAAGGUGAAAGUUCUGAUGAAGACAGCUCCGAUAUCGAAGAGAUGGGCAAAAACAUUGAAAACAUGUUGGCCAACAAGAAAACUAGUACUCAGUUGUCUCUGGAAAAGGAAGAACAAGAGAGACAGGAAUUGAGGAAGAUGAUAAUGGGAGAAGGAGCAGAUAGUCAUGAUCCAAGGAAAAAGAAGGACAUGAAGAAAGAAGAAGAGGAUAAUAAUUCGCUUACAAACUUCACUGGGCAGCCAGGUCGCGUUCUGAAAAUCUACCGCACAUUCCGCGACUCGGAGGGCAAGGACUACACUCGUAUGGAGGUGGUGCGGAAGCCGGCCGUGAUCGACACCUACGUUAAGAUAAGGACGACCAAGGACGAGGCGUUCAUUCGGCAGUACGCCAUGUUGGACGACUCGCAGAAGGAGGAGAUGAAGCGGGAGAAGCGGCGUCUACAGGAGCAGCUGCGACGCAUCAAACGCAACCAGGAGCGCGAACGCAUCACUGGUCUGUUCAACCGCAACUCGUCGCCGGCGUCUCAGUUCAUGUCGCACCAGUCAUUGCUGAACCGCAACCGGCUGGAGUCAGAGCGGCUGGAAUCAGGUGGGGGGAGUCACAAGUCUAUGCUGCAUCACCUGUUGCCCUCACACAGGAGCCAACACGGGGCCAGUGGCAGUGGGCUUGCCCCUCCUACGCCCACUCCGCCCCGUCGUCGCAAGCCAAGCAAGAUGAAGCCUGACUUGAAGCUCAAGUGCGGGGCUUGCGGAAAUGUUGGCCAUAUGAGGACGAACAAGGCGUGCCCGCUGUACCAGAACUCGGGUCCCCCUCCCUCACUCAACGUAGCCAUGACAGAGGAGCAGGAGGAGGAGAUCGAGAAGCAGUUGAACGAGGAUGAUGAGGAUCUAGUCAAUGUCGAUGGCACCAAAGUCAAGCUGUCAUACAAACUGCUAAGGCACGCAGAGGAGAUGAAACGCAAAACGCUGCUACUGAAGGUGCCGCGCGACGCGGUGAACGCACGCAAGCGACGCAAGCAGACGGCCGAGCUGCACUGCGACUACCUGAAGCGACAGCAGCGGCCGGCCAACCGCCGUCGCACCGACCCGGUCGUCGUGCUCUCAACCAUCUUGGAGUCCAUUCUCAACGAGAUGCGCGAUCUGCCAGAUGUCCAGCCAUUCUUGUUUCCUGUUAGCGCCAAGGUUGUGCCUGAUUACUACAAAAUAAUUACAAGGCCUAUGGACUUGCAAACGAUUCGUGAAAAUCUGCGACAGAAGAAGUACCAGAGUCGGGAAGAGUUCCUGGCUGAUGUCAAUCAGAUAGUUGAAAACUCCACACUUUAUAAUGGCGGCAAAAGCUCACUAACGGUGGCCGCACAAAGAAUGCUGAGUGUGUGCUUCGAGCGACUGGGCGAGAAGGAGGAGCGACUGAUGCGACUCGAGAAGGUCAUCAACCCUCUGCUGGACGACAACGACCAAGUCGCACUCACCUUCAUCCUCGACAACGUCAUCAACAACAAGCUCAAGAAUAUGUCAGAGUCGUGGCCCUUCAACAAGCCCGUCAACAAGAAGAUGGUCAAGGACUACUACACUGUCAUCAAGACGCCCAUGGACCUCGAUACAAUCGCCAAGAAAGUCAAGUCUCACAAAUACCAUAAUCGUCAUGAGUUUUUGGCUGAUGUGGAGCUUAUUCUUGAGAACUGCACCAUCUACAACGGCAAAGAUUCGCCGUUCACGGAAAAAGCAGAAACAUUGGUUAAAACAGCGCAUGCUACUUUGGAGGAGUAUGACGAGCACCUGACUCAGUUGGAGAAGAACAUCAGUCUGGUGCAAGAGAGAGCGCUAGAACAGGCGGAGACUAAUUCCAUUGACACGUGGCUUGGUCAGGAUGAUGAAAACUACACACUGCAUGAGGGUGAAACAGCCAUGAGUCAUACGAGUUCUCCGUUCGACAAGAGCAGAUUGGACGAUUACGACUUUGUGGACGUGGAUGGAAUGGAGGCCGACAUAAUCAGGGAUCGCAUCAAGCAGGAGCAAGAACGCGACCUCAUGAAGUACCUCAGUCAGAAUAUGAAAAAGGAGGCCGGAGUUUUGGAAGAAGGUUCGUGUUUAGUUAAUUAUAUUUGCAUGAAAAUAUGA
Molecule: messenger RNA, 5609 nt
Organism: Nilaparvata lugens (brown planthopper)
Lineage: Eukaryota; Metazoa; Arthropoda; Insecta; Hemiptera; Delphacidae
Gene: Taf1
Product: transcription initiation factor TFIID subunit 1
Exons: 27
Coding region: 189-5609 (1806 amino acids)
Biological process (GO): RNA polymerase II preinitiation complex assembly; transcription by RNA polymerase II
Cellular component (GO): transcription factor TFIID complex
Molecular function (GO): RNA polymerase II general transcription initiation factor binding; TBP-class protein binding; histone acetyltransferase activity
Source: RefSeq, a predicted model, not a curated record